Messenger RNA from Belonocnema kinseyi, 532 nucleotides. RefSeq lists its product as uncharacterized. The transcript has a single exon. The record is from RefSeq and is a predicted model, not a curated record. Lineage: Eukaryota; Metazoa; Arthropoda; Insecta; Hymenoptera; Cynipidae. Bases 41 to 418 code for a protein of 125 amino acids.
GAUUUGUCGACCCAAGAAAAACGGAUAUCUUUACUCAAGUAUGAACCAAAUCCAGAUACGGCAAGUACUUCGACUCACGGAAGCCAGGACAAUCGGUGUAUUUCCAGCCGAUCAGAUUCCCAAACGGUGGACAAAACCAGCUGCGGUUGUUGCUAAUACCGAUGGACACAAACAGCCUGGUACUCAUUCGGUCGCCAUGUACGUCGGAAGCAACGGCGGGGUACCUAUUUUGACAGCUACGGGGUACCGCCUCUUGUACCUGAACAUCUUCUUCGUUUACGGGGAAAUUGUUUCUUCUACAGAUGGAAUACAAAAAUACUACAAAGUGCGCCUUCGGAUGUGUGUGGCCAAUACUGUAUUAUGUUUCUUUAUUACAUGUGUAAUAAUUAUUCUUUGUGUGACUUUACUGAUUUCUUGACGAAUAACCUAGAAGAAAAUGACAAUAUUGUGCGUCAAUUUUACAAAAAAGUGUUAAAGAAAAAUAAAAGGAAGAAAAACUCUUCUCCAAAUACGAAACGACAAAUAAGUGGUC